This is a messenger RNA of Phaeodactylum tricornutum CCAP 1055/1, 1682 nucleotides long. RefSeq lists its product with no specific name. The transcript has a single exon. The record is from RefSeq and is a predicted model, not a curated record. Gene Ontology annotation, molecular function: transmembrane transporter activity. Bases 48 to 1682 code for a protein of 544 amino acids. Lineage: Eukaryota; Bacillariophyta; Bacillariophyceae; Surirellales; Neidiaceae. Gene Ontology annotation, biological process: transmembrane transport.
UGCUCUCGGAGAUGCAAAUGUGCAAUACUGUUUAGAGUCGAAUGUGAAUGUAUACAAUGACAGACAGACCAGCGGUUCUUCAAUUUCAGAGAAGCCCGAACAGAAAGUCGGAAAGAUCGAGGUUAAACCUUUUCCCGAAAGUGAGAAAGCCCGUGUCUACCGCCUUCGGCCUCCUCGCUGUUUUGGGUUGGAUUGUACCAGCUACGAACUGCUUCACGGCUCCCAUUGCUCUGUCUACCGCCCGGCUCCGGGGAGUUCCUCCGAAUAACCCGCAGGUGGUCCCGUUAGGCUUUCCUGUCCAAGCAUGGAUACCACUUUCGGCAAAACUGGAUGCCGACGAUACGCAACCAGAACCGUCUCUAUUUGGCUUUCCGCGAGAUUCGGUCGGUAACCCGUUGGUGCUGCUCCUUCUUUCCCAAUUCAUCCUUUUUAUUGGAGUCGGUGCUGUCAUUCCCUCCAUUCCGCUCUAUGGCAAAGAAAUUGGACUCUCCAGUGCCACGAACGGCAUUGUCAUUUCGGCUCCAGCCGUGGCUCUCUUGUUGGGCGCCAAAUGGGGUGGUAAUUUUGCCGAUCGCGCCCGCAAACCCGCAAUGCUCAUGGGUAUGGCUGCCAUUGCUGUGGCGGACAUUGGCACCGCCUUGGCCACCAACAUUGUGGGAUUGUUGGUGGCGCGCUUGGGACUAGGUGCCGGUCGAUGUGUUUCGGAAGCAGGCGAACGUGGCAUGCUGGCCGAUCUCGCCGGCUUGGCGCCGAAUUUGCGGGGUCGAGCACUGGCAGCACAACAAGCCACAAUUGCGCUGGGCAUUGCUAUCGAUGCUCCCGUGGGUGGCAUUGUGGUAGAAACGUACGGGGUUCGUGCUUCGUUUUUGUGUGUCAGCUUUGCAGCAGUGUUAACGCUUAUACUGUACAUCUUUCUCCCGGAAACUAUUGGAGCAACUUCGCGUGCGACGUCAAAGAGUAGACAAUUGGAAGUGGAAACGCCGAUAGGCGCACCUGGGAAGACCCUUGAUUCGGCGAAAUUUUAUAUCUCUGAAGGCGACUGGGGGAAGCUACUUUCUAAGAACCAGUGGCGAGGUCUCGCCCUAUGCCAAUGCGGAGCAAGCUUUGGAUUCGCCUGCAAGAUUGCUAGUAUUCCUUUAUUGGCAGUUAAUGUGCUACCUGGAGGAGCCGUUGGCGCGGGUGCUCUAUUGUCGGCUGCCGGCUUAAGUGGUUUGUUAGGAGCACCAGUUGGAGGCUGGCUUACAGAUCGAACUAGCGCAAAGUCUACAGCUAUCCUCAGUGGGACUUUUAGUGCAAUAAGUCUCAUGCUGGUGCCCGCUGCUCUUAGCCUUUCUGCUACCAGUAGCAUGGGAUCGUUUCUCAUCCCGAUCGGUGUACCACAGAUUGGACUUCAAAGCGCUGCGUUCUCUGCCGUAGUACUGGGCUGGAGUGUCGGAGCGUCAGCUCAAGGGCCUGCUUUGACCGCGUAUGCGCAAGAGAUGGCCCCAGCUGGAGCCGAAGCCACUGCAUUGGCCUUACCACGAGCAGCUGGAGACGGAACGUACAUCUUCGCGCCAUUUAUUCUGGGGAUCGUUGCGGAUACAAUUCUCGGAAUGCCUGGUAUUGAAUGUGCCGCUGCCGGUCUUGCUACCCUUUUCGGCGUCUUUGCGCUAGGUGUGCUCUGCAAAGAUGAUUCGCCAUAG